Myxocyprinus asiaticus (Chinese sucker) is the source of this 12228-nucleotide messenger RNA. RefSeq names its product trichohyalin-like. The record is from RefSeq and is a predicted model, not a curated record. The transcript has 12 exons. Bases 1430 to 10438 code for a protein of 3002 amino acids. NCBI's taxonomy places the organism in Eukaryota, Metazoa, Chordata, Actinopteri, Cypriniformes, Catostomidae.
AGACAAGUAGAGCUGUGUGUCAUAGGUGUAGCAGUGGUAAGAGAAUCCAUGUGCAUGAAUGAUGGUUUUAUUGUAGUAAUAUUGUAGUAACCAUGUGUUUUGGUGGAAACUAUAUAGUUAUGUUGUACUAAUCAAGGUGUUACUACAGUAACAUGUUGUUAAUAGUACAUUAGUAGUAACCAUGUUUAAUUUUGUGGUUACUAUGAUUUCACUAGAAAGAUAUCAUGGUGAUACUAUGGUUACGGUAGUAUAACCAUGGUUAAUUUUCAUAAGGUAGGGUUAGGGGUUGGUGUGGGGUGUCUGUGGGACUAAACACAAUAAAAAUGCUGCAGUGAUGCCCCUAUACUGUAUGUUAGUAUUUAAACAGGGGUGUAAGAGUAUCUGCCACUAUUUGCACUGGAGUGCAAAUAGCAUCUAAUGGUAUUUGCACUUAGUGCAAAGAAGAUGCUUUUUGUUGCUUUUACACUUAGUGAAAAUAGCAUCUGACGCUAUUUGCACUUACUGUAGUGCAAAUAGCCUCUGGCAAUAUGAAAUGAUGCGUUCCGUAUCGAAUCAGUAUGGGACGCGAUUUGGUCAGAUGGUGUCACGGUGAAAUUGUUUUAGAUCGUUAAUUUAACAUUUGAUAUAAGUUGGAAAUUUUUCAUACGGUGGGUAAGGGACCGUCUGAAAAGUCCACACAUUGUGCUAAAACUGUGGAUUUUAUUUACUGAAAAACAGAAGGUUCUAUAUAAAUGUUAAAUAAGAUGUACAAAAUUACACAGAUCCAACAGUAUAUGAAUACAAUCACUCAUAAAGUCAUAAAGACAAGAAUUACAGGUGAAGAAUUUGUUUGUUUUUUUAAAUAAAAAAUAAAAAAAUACACAUAAACCAACACAAAUGUAUACAUAAAUAAGAUGAAGAUAAAUGAUCGAGAGAGGGGAAAAAAAGAAUAAUUACUUUUUUCACAAUCCUAGUUUUCACAAUCCGAUGUUGGCAGGUAUGAUUUCAAAACUUGCAGGGUUUACUUGACAAUCAGUUAGAUUCACUUAAUAAUAACUUUACAGUGGCAGGCCUUAAAGUUCAGUUAACUAAAGUGUGGUUGUUAUAAAUACAUCCAAUGUACGUAAGUUCAGCAAACUAAACUUAAGUUUUCACAACGACAUUCAGUCAGUUCAAAUUACUUUUUAAUUUGUGAGAUAAACUUAUCCAGUUCAGCCAGUUAAACUAAACUAAACGAAAAAAAAAAAAAAAGGCACUGAAUAAAAUGAGUUAAAUCAACAAAACAUUUUUUACAGUGUUGGUAUAUGAUGUACAAGUCACAUACUUUUAUGACUGUUUCACUAUGUACUGUAAUGCCAUUGUACUGAAUUCAGACUCCAGGACAUUCAUUAAAUUAUUUCCUUUUGUGUUUUGCAGAAGAAAGACAUAUUGGCUUGGAACACCAUGAGGGAUGGCAUUUCCUGUAGAUAUUCUGACAACUGUGGACCAUGAGUCCUUAGAAAUGGCAGCCAAGAACUACAUGUCUCAGCUCCUCUACAGAAAUCCUGACACAUCGGAAUAUCUCAGCCGAUCUGAUUCCAAACAAAUACAGAUUGGACUAUGCAAUGUAAGUUUUGUCCCUCUCUAUGGAGCAGAUACUAAAGAAAAGGUCCUUGCUUUGUUCUCACCAGAUAACCCUUUCAUAGUUGCAGGGCUUUAUUUGCUGGGUAAGUGGUGGACAGUUGAAGAUAUCCUUAAAACAGCAGACCCCUCAAGAACAGGUCUGAUCAAGGUCAGCACCCUUGGGGAGAGGGUAGUCCUGUAUGUUCUCAACAGAAUUGUGUACAGAGCCAAGGAGAAAAGCAGUGAAGAUGUUCCCUUUCUCUGUCAUUGUGAGGAUGAAACCGCAAAAAUACUAUGGAAGGAUGGUGAGGCCAUUGGCUUUUACUCAGUCAAACCCAAAGAGAGCUUGUGCAGUAACUUCUUGACGCAGCGCUAUCAGCUUCCUGUCAUGGACACAAUUUUUGUCAGGAAAUGUCACCGUGGCAAUGGCCAUGGCCUACAAAUCUUGGAAGACUUUGUUGGUAGUUUCAGAAAGGAGUACCUAGGGUUUAAAUUCCCUCUUUCAAAGGCUAUGUAUAAAGUGUGUGAAAAGUACUUCAGUAUGUAUCCAGCAGAUAAGGAGCUUCUUUGGGAAGUAGAGGGCAUAGGAGGCCCUUUCCAGAGAACUUUAAUAGCCAGCAAGCUACAGAAGUUGAAGCUAAAAGAGAAGGACCAGGUUGUGAGUAAAUUGAAUUUGGAGGAAGAUAAUACCAGUGCUCCGGUGGAAAUAGAGAUUACAAAGAUUCAAGAAACUUCUGAAUACACAAUGGAGAUUGUGGAGGAGGCCAUCACAAAAGUCACCAAAGAGGUAGAUGACAUACCUGUCACAAGAUGUGGGAGAAGCAGCAACCUGAAACGCAGAGGAAUCAGAGAAGAUUCAGAGGAGAGGCUAUCAAAGAACAUAAUUAGGGUGGAAGACAUUGAGGCUGGAGUUGAAAGUCCGAUUGAGGUAGUGACUGAAGAAAAACUUGAUAACAGCACUUUUUUUGUAAAAGAAUCAGAAGCUGUACUCAAGAGUACAACAGUCACAGUAACUGCAGCUGUGACAAACAUUUUAGUGCUUAGAGAUUCACAGAAAGAGGAGGAACAGGAAAUUAAAAACAAGGUCAUUCUGGACACAGUUGAGGAUAUUCUUGAUAGGCCUGCCAUAGACUUAGCUAAAGCUACAUCAGAGGAAGGUCUUGAAAAUGAAGAGGAUACCCCAGUCACCCACUUCACCACAGUUGGGGAAAUAAAGAGUCAAUGUGGCAGGGAAGAGGAACAUGAAACGAUUAAUAAGGAGCCCAUUGUGGAAAUACAAGGAGCCACUAUUGCGUCUUAUUACCAACACCAUUCUCAGUCUUUGGUGGAUGUAGAAAUUGUCAAGAUGAGUACAGGAAUUGAAGAGGAGCAAAAGGGGAAAUUAGAAAAGGCCAAAGAGGGUAAGGAAGAUGAACCUGUAUGUGAGGAAGAGGAGGAAAUAAAACAAAUGCUGGAUGAACCUGAAAAAACUAUGGAAAAUGCAAAUGGGAAAGAGAGCGAGAAGACACAGGAGAUUUUUACAGAUAUUGAGAAGAUUGUGGAAGAAGAGGAAAUGCAUGCAGAUGAAAUGGAAAAUGAAAAUAUUGAUAAAGCAGACAUUUUUCCAGAAGUUUUAACAGCAGAAAACACAGUUCUUGAGCAGACAGUGACUGCUAAACUAACAGAAAAAGAACAAGCUCAUAGGGAUGUGGAAAAGAUGGAGGAGAAAGAAAAAACAGUAGAGGAUGAGGAAACUGAAGAAAACAAAGAUGAAAAUAUGGACUCACAGGAAUGUGAAGCAAAGGAUGAAGACACAGUUCUUCAACAGUCUUUGAUAGACAAAGACCAGACAGAGCUGGUGGCAGAGAAAGAAUCUGUGAAAAUGACCCCUAGUAAUGAAGAGGUCCCAUGUGAGAAGCCAAAACAGAGUGAGACAGAACAGGUCUUCUCCAAAAGCAAGUCAGCUCAGAAGAGAAUAUCAGUAAUAAUUCCUUCAAGGAGAUCCAAAAGACUUAGGCAUCAGCCUGUUGACACAAAAAGAGAUCUUAAAAGGACUACAAAGUCUUCUAAGCCUACACUAUACAGCAAAGCAAUGAUGCAAGAAGGGGAUACCAAAGAAACAAUGGAUGAACCUGAGGAUAAUGAUUCUGAGGUUAUUGAAGAGACACAAGAACCUCAAGUUAUUGUUGAGGAAUGCAAAGAAAAUGGCAAACUUAUAGUAUCUACAGUGGAAGCAGAAGUCACACAUAUUAAGGAAACUGCAGCUGCAGAUCCUGAGGUGUGUGAAGAAGUGAAAGGGACAGAAAUAGAGAGUCAAAAGGAAGUACCGCAACAGUCAUCUGUAGAGCUUGCUGAGGUACAAGACGAAACAAUGGUGCCUGAAGAGGAUGAUGAGAAAGAGGGUAAUGGCACCAUGAUGUUCACAUUGCAUAAAGCCAAAGUUGUGCUUGUAGAAUUUAAUAUACCGUCUCCUAAAGAGUCAGGUGAGCGUGAUACUAUUGAGGAGAUAUUACAUACUCAGGAGGAAAAAGAAUCAGACAAAGCAAGCAUUAUGGAUACUCAAGGAGAGGUGGGUAUUACAGAAGAUGGGAUGGAGCAGACAGUGUCUCAGCUGAAAACAUCUGAGCAAGAAGCAGUUGAAGAACUUGUUAGAAUCAAGGAAGAAGGUACUUUGGAUAAACCUAUGGAUGAAACAUACAGUAGUACUAUUACAGAAGGAUAUGAGUUAGCAGAUGUGGCCAACAGAAUUCCAGGACAAUCAAUUGCAGACAAAGAGAAAAUGGGUGAGCCAGAACCAGAAACUACAGAGGUCUUUCAUCCAAGCCUAGUUGAGAAACAAGAGGAGAAAAGAGACACUGUACAAGCUAAAGAGGAUGAGCAGGACUCAGGGAAGGAUUCAGAUGAGGCAGACAAGUUGUUUACCAGAGGUAAAGAAGCCCAAAAGAGAAGACCAGGUGACACCACAAAAAGAUCCAGAAGACUUAAAGAUCAACCAACCGACCCUGUGGUGACAGUCAGAAGUUUGAGGGGCACAAUAAAAACAGUAGAGAACACCCCUCUCAGGACAUCUACACGACGCAAAGCAGUGAUUCAGCAAGUAGAAACUGUUAAGCCACAAGCGGAAAAGAGGGAAAAGGCAGAACUCGGAAAUGAUGAAAACACUGAUAGUGAUGCAGAGGAUGCAGGUCCAGAGGAGUCUGAAAUGACAAAAACAAAUGUUGAGGAAACAGCAGCUGUUGAUCCUGUGAGUUCUGAACUGAUGAAAGGUGCAGAAAUUGGUAAUAAAGAUAAAGCAAUUGUAGAGUCUACUGAGGAUGCCCCACUUUUACAAACAGAACCUGGUGAGGAUGUACAGAAAGAAGAGAACAGCACCUCAGUAAUACAUUGGCAAAAUGCCACAAUAAGGCUUGUGGACGUGAACAAACGUUACCAAAACAUAGAAGGAAAUAGUGAGACUGCAGAGUCUGUGAGACUGGCAGUGGAUAAGUCUGCUAAUAGAGAAUCUGACCAGUACAGCAUGGAACCAGAAGAAGACAAACAACUAAAAGUAGUAGACACAGAGGAAGAAACUGAAAAGAUGCCAGAGAAAGAGAAAAUGGAGGAAGAAAACACAGUUGAUGAGCAGAAUGAACCAGAUAAACAAGCCAUGACAUUUAAAGAGCAAAAGCCAGCAGAAGGGGUCCUUGAAACAAAGACGACUGAAGAAUUGGAAGAAGGUCAAAAUGAUGUAAAGGAGACAGAGAUUUUAGAUGACUAUAAAGCAUUUAUUUAUGAGGCAGUAGAAGAAGCAACAACAACUGGAGAGCAUCCAGACUCAAUGGAAAAUGUAAUAAAUAUAAAUCAGGAGACAGACAAUUAUAAAGAUAAUGCAUUGAAAGAGAUAAAAACAGACAGUUGCAUAGCAGGAGAGAAGAUAGAGGACAACAAGGCCACAAUGCCAGAGGAGGACUAUGUGGUGGAAAGCACAAAAAAUGAAAACACUCAGAAUGAGGAUGAAGAGAUGACCAGUCUUGUUCAGGAGAAAGCUAUCCAGGAAAUCGAGGAAGAGGAGGCACCAGUCUACACAGAGAGAAGUCUCAGACGAAGAACAGUAAGAGUUCAGUCUCCACAGAGAAAGAAAUCUAAAUGUGUACAAAAACAGGAGUCUAAGACUCAGAAAAGCCAUACAAUGGAGAGCAAGGAUAAAACUGAAACAGUCCCAAUAACAGAAAAGGGAGUUGAAGAAAUGGAUCAAGAAGUCGACAAGAUAGACAACAAGCAAGCAGAUUUAACUGAGGCAAAGGAGACAGAUGAAGAGAAGGAGGAGGCCCCUGAGGUGGGAAGAGAAGAAGCCAAUUUAGAGCAACAGGAUAAUGAGCCGUUAGUUGAUAAUGAGAAAGAAACUUCUGUGACAGAAAACCCCAUUGAGAUGGAUGAUGCUCCAAUGAUUAGCAAGGAUCAAACACAUGUUUUAAAAGAGAUCACCAUUCAAGUAGAAGAGAAGGGGUCACAGAUGGAAAGCACUGAAUCCAAUCAAAAUAAGACUGAAAGGGUCACAAGGAGAAGCCUCAGGCUCAGUGCAACACCAGUUAAAUCUUCCACAAGAAGAAUAUCUCAACGUUUCCAGGCACAAAUGUUGGAGCCAGUGGAAGAAGCAGACAUGAGUGGAAAUGAACAUGAUAACAUUUCUGCAACAACAAAAGAGACUGUGAAUAUCAUUAUGCCCAUUAUUACAAAAGAGACCAAUUUGAAAAGUCUUGAUGAAAUGGCAAACACAAAUAUUGAGGAAACAACAGCGGUUGAUCCUGAGACUUCUGAACUGCUGAAAGGUGCGGAAAUUGAUAUUGAAGAGAAAGCACCACAAAUUGUAGAGGUUACUGAGGAGGUGAUCCCACUUGUAGAAACAGAACCUGUUAAGGAUUUAGAGAAAGAGGAGGACAGUACUCCAGUACUCAAACUGCAAUAUGCCAAAGUAAUGCUUGUGGAUGUUAACAAACUUUCUCAAAAAAUAGGAAACAUGGAGACUGCAGAGGAUCUAGUGCAUUCCCAGAGGGAGGAAGAACUGGAACUGGAUGUAUCAGCUAAUAUUGAACAUGAGCAGAGCAACAUGGAAUCAGAAGAGGACAAACAACAAGAAAUAGAAACAGAGCAAGACCCUGAAAAGAUGCCAGAGGAAGAGAAAAUGGAGGAAGAAAACACAAUUAAAGGCCAGAAUGAACCAGAUAAACAAGAUGUGACAUUUAAGGAGCAAAAGCCAGCGGAAGGGGGGGUCCUUAAAACAAAGACGACUGAAAAUUUGGAAGAAAGACAAAAUGAUGUAAAGGAGACAGAGAUUGUAGACGAAUAUAAAGCAGUCAUAGAUGAGGCUCUGGAGGAAGCCAUAAUGUCUGGGGAGCAUCAAGACACAAAAUCUAUAGAAGAUAGAACAAAUAUAAAUCAGGAGACAGACAGUGAUCAAGAUAAUGCUUUGAAAGAGAAACAAACAGACAGUGACAUAGCAGGAGAGAAGACAGUAGACAGCAACAUCACAAUGCCAGCUGAGGAAAGUACUAAAAAUGAUAACAUUCAGAAUGAGGAUGAAGAGAUGACCAGUCUUGCUCAGGAGAAAGCUGUCCAGGAAAUCUUGGAAGAGGAGGCACCAGUCUACACAGAGAGAAGUCUCAGACGAAGAACAGUAAGAGUUCAGUCUCCACAGAGAAAGAAAUCUAAACAUGUACGAAAACAGGAGUCUGAGUUAGAUGUUGAAACACAGGAAAGUCACACAGUGGAGAGCAAGGUUAAAGCUGAAACAGUCCCAAUAACAGAAAAUGAAGACAUGGAUCAAGAUGUCAACAAGAUAGACAACAAGGAAGCAGAUUUAACUGAGGCAAAGGAGACAGAUGAAGAGAAGGAGGAGGCCCCUGAGGUGGGAAGAGAAGAAGCCAAUUUAGAGCAACAGGAUAAUGAGUCGUUAGUUGAUAAUGAGAAAGAAACUUCUGUGACAGAAAACCCCAUUGAGAUGGAUGAUGCUCCAAUGAUUAGCAAGGAUCAAACACAUGUUUUAAAAGAGAUCACCAUUCAAGUAGAAGAGAAGGGGUCACAGAUGGAAAGCACUGAAUCCAAUAAAAAUACGACUGAAAGGGUCACAAGGAGAAGCCUCAGGCUCAGUGCAACACCAGUUAUAUCUUCAACAAGAAGAACAUCUCAACAUCUCCAUGCACAAAAAUUGGACCCAGUGGAAGAGGCAGACAUGAGUGAAAAUGAACAUGAUAAAAUCUCAGCAACAGCAGAAGAGACUGUGAAUAUCAUAAUGCCCAUUAUUACAAUAGAGACGAAUUUGAAAAUUCUUGAUGUAAAUAUUGAGGAAACAACAGCUGUUGAUCCUGAGAGUUCUGAACUGCUGAAAGGUGCAGAAAUUGAUGAUGAAGAGAAAGUACCUCAAAUUAUAGGUGCUACUGAGGAAGAAGUCCAACUUGUAGAAACAGAACCUGUUAAGGAUUUAGAGAAAGAGGGGGACAGCACUCCUGUAAUCAAACUGCAAAAUGCCAAAGUAAUGCUUGUGGAUGUUAAUAAACUUUUCCAAAAAACAGAAGGGAAUAGUGAGACUGCAGAUGAUCAAGUGCAUUCUCAGAAAGAAGAAGAAUUGGAACUGUAUAAAUCAACUAAUAGCGAACAUGAGCGGAGCAACAUGGAAUUAUACACAAAAUCAAUGAAAGACAGACCAAAUAUAAUUAAGGAGACAGACAAUAAUCAAGAUACUGUUUUAAAAGAGAAGCAAAUGGACAGUGAAAUAGCAGGAGAGAAUAUAGUGGACAAUAAGUCCAAAAUGUCAGCGGAGGAAAUUGUGGUGGAAAGCACUAAAAAUGAAAACGUUCAGAAAGAGGAUGAAGAUAUGACCAGCCUUGCUCAAGACAAAAAUGUCCAGGAAGAGGAGGCAUCAGUCUACACAGAGAGAAGUCUCAGAUGCAGAAUGGUAAGAGUUCAUUCUACACCAAGAAGAAAAUCUAAAUGUGUAAAAAUACAGGAGUCUGAGGCAGAUGUUGAAACACAGGAAAGCCAGACAGUGGAGAGCAAGGAUAAAGCUGAAACGGUCCCAAAAACAAAAAUGGGAGUUAAUGAAAUGGAUCAAGAAGUCAACAAGAUGGAAAACAAGAAAGCAAAUUUGAUUGAGACGAAAGAAGCAGAUGAGGAGGAGGCAGCUCCUGAGAUGAAAAGAGAAGAAGCAAAUUUAGAGCUACAGGAAAAUGAGCCUUCUGAAACUUCUGAGACAAAAAAUUAUUCCGAAAAUGAAAUUCAAGUGGAAAUUCCUGUAGAGGGAGUUCAAGAUAAAGAAAAAGUGCAAAAAAGAACAGUAGAAGAGGAUUCCAUUAACCAAGAAUCUGUGUCACAGGAGGAAAACUUAGGGGAAACCAAUCAGAAUGAAUGUGAAGCACCAGCUGGACAGGAGAAAGCUGCCUUAGAAAGCAUAGAUGAAAAAGCACCUCUUAUUACAAGAAAAAGUCUCAGAGAUAGAACAGUAACAGUCAAAUCUACACCAAGAAGAACAUCUAAACGGCACCACAGUCAAGAGGUGGAGCCUGAGAAAGAAGCGAUGAAUAACAGAUGUGGAAAUGAAAAAAACUCAUCAAUGGAGGAAACAGCUGACAUCUUAAGUGUUCAUACAAAAGAAAAUGAGCCACUGAAUGCUGAAUUUGAAAAUGUGGAGGCAAAAGAUGAAGAAGGUAUAAUUCAGUUAUAUACAGAUGAAAAGGCAGUGAAAAAUGAUAACGUUGAGGAGGAAGGUAAUGAAAUCCUGGUUGAGAGCAUGAAACAGAACAGUCCCAUUCAGAAGGAGACACAAGGAGAAUUCCAUGAAGAAGAAUUAGGGAAUGCACAGAAAGACACAAAGCAGAACAAGGCUCAAGAGGAAAGUAUGGACAUAGAAGAUGUGCAGAAGCCCAAAGAACAGGAGGAGGAGUCCAAUGUUCAGGAGGAAGAAACACAAUUUCAAGAGUCUCCAUCAGUCACAGAAGGUAUGAAUGUAAGUUCUUCUGAAUUGGAGGAAACUGUGGUGGAAAAGAAAGUCCUGAGAAAAAGAACAACAACAGUUGCAGCAACUGCUCCAAGAAAAUCGAAACGCCUUCGCAAACAAGAGCACGAUAAAGGUAGCGGGCAAGUAGAGGAGCCAGUUAAGGAACAGACUGAAGUAACUGUAACAGAAGAUGUUGAGUUGAAGUCAGUUGUACAAACUGCAAUGGUUUUUGAGGAAAUAGUGGAGGAGAAUAAUUUGGGGAAAGAAACAUCACAACAAAUCCUGAAAGAUGUUAAAGGGACAAAAUCAGAUGGAGAUCAUAAUAAACAUGAAGAUGACACAACAGAGACAGGUGUAGGACAAUCUGUGGAUGGGCAGAAAGAUGAAAAUAAAGUAGAGGAGCAAAAUAACAAGAAGGUAGAAGAGACAGAUAAAACAACCGAGGAAGUAGUAGAACAUAAUGAGGAGAAAGAAAAGCAAAACCUUGAGUCUAGUUUAAUUGAGGGCUUCACUUUAGAGUUGGAGGAAGAUGUAAAAUCUGAUCUAGAAGGAAACAAAGCAGAUAAACAGAGCCAAGUGGCCAUAGAUGCUCCAAAAGAAAAAUCCGCAACCGAGGAAAAAUCUGAGAGAAGUGAAGAACAUUUGUCAGAUGACAAUGAGAAAGGUCUUGCCAUGGAAAAGCAUGUUCCUCAGAGAAGCUCAUCAGCCACAGCUUCAACCACGCGAAGAUCAAUGAGACUUCAAUUCCAUGAAAUUAAAAAGGAUAGUAAGGAAGAUGAUUCAGAUUCUGAAGAGAUGAAGAAAGAAGUACAAGCAAUUGAACAGAUACCUCAGAGAAAAAGAAAAGCCAUAGCUGAUUCAACACCUACACGCAGAUCAAAGCGCCAUGAAAGGGGAAAUAUUGCUUAGUGCAUUUUUGGAUCUUUUAUUAGUACAAAAUCUCCUAUGCAUUGCUUAAGGGACCAAAAUUCUGAAAUUCAAUACAAAAGUUAAGUUUUCUAUUAGUCAAUUUUCAUAUGCAAAAUAAUGCAAAUGAUUCUGACCAACUAUAUUUUGUAUUUUUUUUUUUUUGGAAGUAUUUACGAUUUUAUAAAAAACUUGUUUUGAUUUAUUGGAAUAUUAAGUUUGUUAAGUGUAACAUUUAGUUACUAAUUAUAUUACUAGAUAAAUGCAUGACAUAUGACAGUUAGACACAAUUAUUAUUAUUAUUUUUCCUUAUUUUUAUUCGGUAUUGUGCACAUUUUGGAGGUACUUUUCAAUGCAUAGAUGUAUUUUUUAUAAAUUUCAUGUUAAUUUUAAAUUCAAACGAAUUCAAUUAAAUAAUUCAUAUGCAGAGAAUUUACAGCACAUUGCUUUCAGUUUGAUUCUGCAUAAGAUCCUAAAUAAAACCUAUGGAAAAACAUAUGUUAUCUUAAAAAAUUAUCCAACCUGGUUACUCUAUAUACAUUUUUGCAAACUGACUUUGACGUGCCACUUUCUACGUUUCGCUGCAGUUUCCUGGUGAAAUGAACACUAGAGGCACUACAACAACUGUGUGGAUAAAUCAUUGUCACACAAAUCACGAGUACAAUUGCUGAUUUUGAUUUUAUAAAAAUGUAUUUUUCACUCUACUACUCACCCCCGCUAUAUUAUGAUAUCAAUCAUUUAUACUUUAAUACUUUAACGCAUGAUUUGAAAAAUAAAACAUUUUAACACUUGUAUUACAGACUCACCUACAUAUACACAUGUAUUCCUAUGUCUUUAGCUUGCUUUGUAGCUCACCUGAUGCAGUUCGAGUCCAGCCAUAGACACUUGAAAGGGGCAUUGAAACUACACAAAAUGACAUGGUUGCUUCAGUUAAUGUUUGUUUUUUUUUAAUUUUAUUUGCAUUUUAAAACACUAUUGGUUAGGGUUAGGUGUUGGUUAAGGGUAAGGAAGUCUGUUUUGUUAUCUCAUUUAACAUUAAUCAUCAUUAACUCUCAUUUAUCUUUUCGGACACUAUUGGAUAGGUUUAGGGUAAAGUUUUAUGUUAGUGAGGUUCAUUUUACUUAUUAAAACCUCCAUCUAAAAUUCACCUUAAAAACCUUGUCUGAUUACAACCUCAUUUCCCUCGGUUUUGGCGCCCCCCGCUGGGCAUUUCACUUGAAAACUGCAGCCAAAUGUGUAAUGAAGCACGUAAUUUCAGUUUUGCAAAAACCUUGCAAUGCUCAUGUAAAGAACAUGAGACCAGGCUGAAAUUAUCUCUUUACAUGUGCAGUAUGUACUUCCAUUAUAUGUAAUGUGCUUUUCAAGGAUGAAUUUAUGUGACAUAUUUUGUGACAUCUGCCACUACUGCUCAUGUUUUUAAUGCCAAGUACGUGUAUUAGUGUUCUGACUGGGAAAUAGAUGCACAGUUAUUUACAUCCGGUACAGCUAAAAGCAAUAUAUUUUGUAACUUUGCUUUUUUAAUUAUUUUUCACAUAUUUCAAGCAACAUACAGUUUGCAUAUUAUAAAAUUUAGAAGUAGUAAUGCUGUGAGUUUGGUAAAGGUUGUUUAUUUUUACACUCCAUUCUGUUAGCAGUCAAGGUAAUGAAGCUUCUCGAUCCAAAUGUUAAUAAUAAAUUAAUUAAUUACAUUUUCUUAUACCACUGUGAUUUUUUUGUAGUGAAAAUAUUUUUCUGAACUGUGAUUUGUCCAUUGUAUUUCCUAUAUGUUUAAAUAAAGUCCCAAAUUACCUUAA